Molecule: messenger RNA, 972 nt
Organism: Synchytrium microbalum
Lineage: Eukaryota; Fungi; Chytridiomycota; Chytridiomycetes; Synchytriales; Synchytriaceae
Exons: 10
Coding region: 1-972 (323 amino acids)
Biological process (GO): nucleosome assembly
Cellular component (GO): nucleosome
Molecular function (GO): protein heterodimerization activity; structural constituent of chromatin; DNA binding
Source: RefSeq, a predicted model, not a curated record
AUGGCCACCAAUGUCGUUGGUUCAGGUCUCGCCUCAAUGCUUCGAAAUAGGACUUAUACUUGGAAGAUUGAACUACAUCUUGCUGGACACGGAGCUGAUGCUGCUGGAUACUUGGCUGUUUUUAACUAUUUUCUUACUGUGCAAACCCUACAGACUCUGAAAUCAAUGACUGACUUGGCAUUUGUAGAUUUAGACUCGCUGUCUUUACCAUUGAAUACCCCCGUUUUGUUGAGCUACAGCAUCACUAUGAAAGGCACGGAUUCUGUCCAAGACUACAAGGCCAGUCCGGCAGAUGGUGGAUGUUUGUUUUCUCGUGAAGACGGUCCUAUAUACUUUGAAUGGCUACCUAUAAAGACAGAACAAGCACAACUCCGAAUCGAACUAUUCAAGGCUGCAGACAACUAUGAUUUUCAACCCUUGUGUACAGCACUUGUUGAAGCCAUCGCUUCGCAAGACUUCAAAAUGGAUACUGUCUUGGACAUGCUAUCACUGGGACACACAUAUACUCGUGAUAACUCGGCUUUGAAGACCGCUGCUAUGAGCUAUAUCUUGAAGCCAGAAAACGCAAACGACAUUGUCACAUCGCCCAAGUUUGCAAAAUGGUCUCGGCAGGAGAGCAAUCUUUUCCUCGGUGUUGAAAUCCUUGAAGCAUCGCUCAAGAUCAUUGGGCGAGGAAAAGGAGGCAAAGGUCUCGGAAAGGGUGGUGCCAAACGUCAUCGAAAAAUUCUUCGUGACAACAUUCAAGGAAUCACCAAGCCUGCUAUUCGUCGAUUGGCUCGUCGUGGUGGUGUCAAGCGUAUCUCUGGCUUGAUCUACGAAGAAACUCGUGGUGUCCUCAAAGUCUUCUUGGAGAACGUCAUUCGUGAUGCAGUCACCUACACCGAACACGCUAAGCGUAAGACCGUCACAUCCUUGGACGUCGUCUACGCUCUCAAACGCCAAGGACGUACUCUCUACGGUUUCGGUGGUUAA